Molecule: messenger RNA, 4668 nt
Organism: Echinococcus granulosus
Lineage: Eukaryota; Metazoa; Platyhelminthes; Cestoda; Cyclophyllidea; Taeniidae
Product: NF-kappa-B inhibitor-like protein 2
Exons: 22
Coding region: 1-4668 (1555 amino acids)
Molecular function (GO): protein binding
Source: RefSeq, a predicted model, not a curated record
AUGACAAAUGAGGAGAUCGGAGCAGUGGUUCAGUACACGGACAGUGGCGGCGUCGCACCCUCCGCGGUCGGCAUGUGCUUGAAGCAGAAAGCCUACGAUGUCUGCCGCGGUGUGAUUGUGGACUGUGGUCGCGAUGGGGAGAGUCCUAACGGUGAUCUUGACACGUCAGAGGAGGAAUUCGACUCACUUGCUAAAAGAGCAACUCUCCUUGUCCCGCUUCCUCCGGUUUAUGCCGAAGCGGUGAACAAGCGCCGUGCCGCGUAUGAAACUUGGCAAAAAACCAUCCAACAACAAUCUGCGAAAACUCUGCGUGAGCGUAUUAACGCUACGCUUUCCCUGGCAAUCUUCUAUUUUGACCAAAACAGUUACAGAGCGGCAAUUGAUGAAUACAAGUCUCUCCUCACACUUUAUGAAGGUAGUGCAUCUGGCGAAAAAAUCCAGUUGGCUGUGACUCAUAGAUUCAUUGCUGAGUGUUAUUUGGAAUUGGGGGAUCAUAAUGAGGCUAUCCGACAUUCAGGUCUGUUCCUGAAAUUUUCGAAGGAGGCGAAUAAUCCAUUGGAGCAGCAGAGAGCCUACGUUACCAUUGGUAGAUGUUUCCAAUGCCGUGCGGAUAAGGCUUUUAAUGGUGAGUUUUAUAAUGUACAAUGCUGUGCGGACAAAGAAGCCAAGAUCCUUCGACGAAAUCUGGAGGAACUUUUGGCACAGCUAUAUGCUGGAAAGGGGGAGUAUAGGACUGCAGCUAAGGUUUACCGGCAACUCUCACGUGCGGAUCCUGAAUCGGGUCUAAAUUUUAAGCACCUCUGUGGAAAAUGCCUUAAAUUGGAAACUAUUACCACCAGAGCUCAGGUGAGCCCAUGUGACACAACUGAAGAAAUGCUCCAAAUCUCAAAGUACUACGAAAAACUUGGUGACGUCCUUUCCACGAUGGAUCUUCAUGGACCCGCCUACCGGUGCUACCAGCAAAUGACGCUGUGGGCUGAGGUAGCCUUCUCUAGUCAACGACAGGACGCAUGUGGUAGUGAUUAUACGCAACGACUAGCAGCACUAGCUAGGCAGGUGGAUUCCGGCCUUGUGUCGACGGCUGAAGCUUGCGCUAGCUUGAGCGCCUACGCCUUCUGUGCUCACUUCUAUCGUCAGGAGAUACUCUUCACCCUUAGUCUGACCGACUAUUCGCUACCAAAAACUCUUAGCCCCAGUGAUGAAGAGCUCGCCCAAAGUUGGCUGUCCGUCUCUAGGGCUCUCAUCCAAGCGCCGAAAAAUACGCCUCCUGAGUUUUCUCUCCCCGAUUGCGCCAAUUUACCUGGUUCAGAAACCCCUGAGAAGGCUCUUAAAAGUGCUUUAUCCAAAGCAAAAGCUUGUGGAAGCAUUAAUGUGAUGCGCGACUGUUUGGAUGAGCUGGUUGAGUACCACAAGAGUUGUGGACGAGAAGCUCAAGCUAAGGUCUACUUUGAUGAACUUAGUGCUUUGGCUAGCGACGGUGGGAGCCAAAUCUGUCGACCAUCCACAUCUUGUUCAAAUCGUUUCCGCGACCGGAUUAAAGAGAGCGAGUCUGACCCCGAUAUGGAUAUGGAUACUCAAAAUGAGUCACUUGACGAAGCCGUCGAAGUCCUCUCUUCCGACUCUGACGUUGAAAAGUGCGUAAAUGUUGCUGAUAGUGCUGCGGACUUGAUUGAAUCGCCGAGAAAGCGGCGUAGCAAGGCUCUCUGCCUGAAAACCAACCUUAAGGGUGAAUCUCCAUUGCAUGUUGCAGCGAUUAAUGGAAACCUUGAACACGUAGUCAAAUUAGUUGAGGUCAUGGCGCACCCAAUCAAUGUACGUGACAGCGCGGGAUGGCUCCCCAUUCACGAAGCCGCCUUUCAUGACCAUGCCGAUAUUGCCAUCUAUCUUUUGGAUAAGGGAGCCCGUCUGGACGAUACGGGCUGUCAGGAGGAUCUAUCAACGCCCCUUUUUGAGGCGAUUCAUGGAGAUGCUCUUAAGACGGCCAUCACUCUUGUUAACCGUGGUGCCAACUUGUGGCAUGUGUAUGCUUAUGCUCUGCCGAAGAAGCGUGCUUUUGGUGGAGUGGGAUCUCAGGAGAUCCUUUUUCAACAAUUAUUGGGUGCAGUGAAAGAGAAGUUGGGGGAUUCCUACGAGAAAUGGUGCUCUUAUCGACCUCCGAAAUCCGCCCCCAAGACCUCGGUUCGGACACCAGGAUCAGUCAUCAUCGUCGAUGAUGGAGAGGACGAAGUUGAUACUACAAAAAUGGGUGUCGAAUCUCCACUAGUGGUUAAAAUGAAGAAGAAAUCAGCCUCCUCGCGCCGUCAAGUGAUCAGUUCAGACUCUGAUGAGAAAGAGGAAAAGGUGAAGGAGAAUAGGAGUGAGAAGAAGAGGGAAUCAUGGUGCGGCAGGUCGAAGUCUUUUCAACGUAACUGUCGCCCCGAUUCUUCAUCAAAAAGAGCAUUUGACAAGUUAAAUUAUAAUUCGCCUGCCGUUAUCGACUAUCGCAAUGCUAUGAAGGCGGUUGGCAGUUCUGCUGCUCGGAAGCCUGGGAUACAUUGCCUUUUUUUCAUUUAUGCCAAAAGACGUCCUACGACUAGCGGUGGUGUUGCAAGUAGGAAGCUAUUGAGUACUUCCCCUGACUCCGGUGAUAGCUGGCUCGAGGAUGAUGGGCAAGGAGCAAAACGGAAGGAGAAAAAAAAGAAGAAAAUUGAUCUUUCUUCGCCUGUGCCCUUCCACGAACCUCCACCGCGGUACAGAAAUUCAUCUACCAGCUUUGAGUGUCCUUCAGCCUCCCGUCCUUUUGAGCCAAUGGAAUUUGAUCCUAGUGAGGCAUUUUCUUCUACUCAAGUCGAGUCAUGCAUGCCUUCCCAAGCACCGCCAACUGUGGUCUCUUCCCUCUCUCCAGCACAAAUACCGCCAGCAUCUCCUGCUCCACCCUCUCUACAAAAGGAGCUCUCUCAACCAUCCCAGACGGCAGGUGUGGUCUGGUGUACUGUGAAGGUUACGUUUUCGGAUAUCUCUCUUCUGUUACCUAUCGACUCACAAAUUAAGGACAAGGUUAUGACCGCGGAUGUCUCGUUUGAACUGUAUCGAUGCAGUGUUUCGUUUUCAUACCUUAACGCACAGUGUAAUGGCGAUAAUACUUAUUACUUCUCAGCACACUACCAUGGUAUUUUUCCUACACCGUUUCCGCUCAGAUCUCGCACUGUAAAGUGGCUCGCAGACGAGGCAUAUCGUCGCCACCAGCUACUUCUUGAUCAGGAGGCCUCUGCACCUGGCACUGGCCAUAUCCGCAUUCGCACAUCUGACGGAGCUCUCCUUUUACCAACCGAUCUUCUUUGUACGGUUCUUCCCUCUGCUGCCAGUCCUCACACCACAAUUCCAGAGUUGAUGGCGGAUAUUGUCCAACCCACUAAACUCCCUCAAGCGCUCCCUCGAGUUUCCUCCUUAGAUGAGCCAACUCGUGUUGCAACCGGAUUAUUGCAGAGUUCGAGUCACCUCCCUUCCUCCCCGCUGCAUCAAUCCGUAAUGGCUGCUGUGGAUACGGGAUGCUUGGACCUUUCUUUCCAGGCACUUGGAGCACGCGGAUGUGCAGAUGCUCUAUUAGAGUACGUAAAAGCGAGGCCUAAGUCUCGACCUCUUAGGAAACUCCGUCUCGAUGUUACAUCGUUUUCUAAUGUAGUUCGUCAUUAUUUCUUCUUUUGUACGUCAUCUGACCUUGAAUCCAAACGGGUACUUUUAUUGAAGUUAGGUGCGUCAUCCGGCUCGACGUUCGCUCACCUCACUGAAUUGGACAUGAGCCUGAAUCCGCUCUCAUCGCGGCUGAUCUCCACAGACGAAGACUUUCUUCUUGACUUGCUUACACCCCCAGAGAAGAAAAAUCGACCCAACCUUUCGUCUCUUCGUGUUUUACGUCUCCGAGGAGGACUAGCAUCAUGCACAGAGGAAUGCGCAACUGCUGAACUCUUUCUGGGAGGCGAUGUAUUAUCAAAAGGGUGUUGGAUGCUCUGCGAGAGUACUUCAAAAGGUGCCGACUCAAGGCCAUCAGGAGAUGCGUUUAUUGCUUGUCUUGCGCGCUUUCUUGAUUCGGGCAAUUGUAAGAUUCAGGCACUGGAUGUCGGACAGUGCAACUUGACGGAGGGGUGUCUUAUGAACUUUCAGAGAUUUCUUGUCACCUUUGGAUGGCGCGUGAUAUUGACUGAUGGUCAUUUCCCUGUGUUUAGGUUGCUGGCAGCGCCGAGUACAACACUUACUUCGCUGCUAUGUGAUGGGAACUCGUGUUUGCAAGAGCCUGCUGUGUGGGCCGAUCUGCUGUCAACCACCGCACAGGCCACCUCUGCAACGGUUUCCCUCUCGAUCGACAUCCCUUUGUUCGAAACAGAUGCCGACUUGGUGCUCGCGACGGAGGCAGUUUCUCGCAAGAUGUCACCGAUCACUUGUGCGACCCCGCUGCAAGAAUUUGCCCUCAUCAGUCCAACUGCUCUCCCUUGGCUGGAGGAUCGCCUUCCUAUAGGGAAGAAGGUUGCCCUCUCCCCUGCUGUGAUGGCUGCCCUGAAACAGCUUGACUCCAAUGACAACUCCCACUCUGCCCGCCUCCUGUCCCACGUCGCAGUGUGUUUCGCGAACCGCUUUCGCGAACAGGCCAAUGUCUACUACCGACCACACCGCACUGUCUUUUCCAUCAGAUGA